Ceratitis capitata (Mediterranean fruit fly) is the source of this 871-nucleotide messenger RNA. RefSeq lists its product as uncharacterized. The transcript is spliced from 2 exons. Lineage: Eukaryota; Metazoa; Arthropoda; Insecta; Diptera; Tephritidae. Bases 127 to 621 code for a protein of 164 amino acids. The record is from RefSeq and is a predicted model, not a curated record.
GAAAAAAUAGAAAACAAAGUAUACAGAAAGAAAUUUACAAACAAUUUAUAAAUUUUACAAUUUUUAGUCUUUUGUUAUGUCAACAAAGUUUUGGAAUAAAAACUAGGAAUUGUUUUAAAAAAAGUAAUGGAUUUUCUGUUUGCGCCGUUACCUGAAACAAAUUUUCAAAUGAAUAAAACCGAACUACGUUUAUGGCAACGGAAUGCCAUAUUCGAGUGUGAAUGCGAUAAUUUCAUCAAUAGACGACUUGAAGCUGCUGGAGAAUUUUUCCAUAUGGAAGAACAUUAUCACCAAUUCUUCGAGGCAACUGGAAUUCAUGCAGCAAUUCGACGGUACGGAUUGCGAGGACCGCAUUUAGAAGAAAAUGCGCAGAGUAAUAGCACGGGCAGUAAUAGUAGUAGUGGGAGUAAUAACAAUAAUAACAAACGGAAUGUGGACGAUGAAGAUGGGGAGAAUUCUACAGAUGCUAAUGCUAACGUUUCACAACCAAUGCCACAAAGACGCAGAUUGAUGGCAGCAGCUACGGAAAGAAAUGGUGACAAUGUUAGCGACAGAGUGCUUCAUGAAGCUGUGUCAACAGCUCUAAGAACGAGAGGGUUAAAUGUAAUUCAGAAUCCUUAAUAAUAAUCAGAGUAUAAGAAAAUUUUUGGCUAGAUCAAAUUUUAGUGACGAAUGCAGUGCUAAUCGUGACGAUAACCUAUACAUAUACUUCUACAUACAUAUGUAUGUAGGUAUACACAUAUGAAUUUUAGAAAUUAGUUUAAGUUAAGUGAUUUCAAAACAAAUUGUCAUAUAAUCUCUUUGAUAAUAGCUGUUUAGACAUAAUGAAUUUUAUUGAAGCUUUUAAUAAAGUAAUACUUUGUAAAAUAAA